AUGGCUGCUACUUCCUCGCAGUCGCUCUACCAGAGCGCUGCCAUCUUUGCCGGUGGUCUCGCCAUCGGUGCCGGUACUCUGGCCCUUUCGCGAGCCGCCUUUGCUCCUGCUCACAAGCCUAACAAGUCCAUCAAGCGCAAGGUCUCGGACGCCAAGCUGCGUUCCUCCCCUGCUGCUGUCGCUGCCGCUGAAGGCAAGGCCAUCACCAACAGCAACAACAACACCAGCAACAACAACACCAGCAAAAACAAUACCAGCAACAACAACACCAGCAAAAACAAUACCAGCAACAACAACACCAGCAACAACAACACCAGCACCGCCAAGGACACCCCUCUUGGUGGCAUCACUGGUUCUGGCCGUGUUGACCCUCCUGCCUCCAAGCAGCUCGAUGACGUCGACGCCAAGGGUGCUGGCCCUGUCGCCCCUGCUAAGCCAACUCUUCCUGGCCAUGUCGCUCCCAACGGCGUCGAUGUCACUUCCGGCGGUCAGAAGCUCACCGGCCUCGUCAACGCCCAUCCCGACACCACCGCCCAGCCUGAGCCCUCGCAAGUCAACCGCGCCAAACACCUUGAUGCCCGCAUGGAGCUCGGCAUCGUCAACGGUCCUACUGAGUCCGAGCUUGCCGCCAAGGCUGCUGCCCUGUCCUGGUUGGUUGGCGUCCCCAGCCACAAGCUCACCAGCGCCGGUGCCAUCGACUCAAUUGCCUACGCCAAUAGCACUGCUAUCUUCAGCUACGAGAGCGAGGCCAACGGCGGCUUCGGCUCUUACAGCGAGAAGGAGGCUCAGCACGCCGCUGAGCAGGGCUGGUUCAAGGGUCGUCCCUCGGUCUUCAAGAUGCAGACCCGUUCCGGCGCCGGUAACGCUAUCGUUGGCUACCUCAACUCCAAGAGCGGAUCGUCUUCCACCGAGCCUGCCAAGGUCGUCACUGCCUUGACCAACGCCGCCGGCUUUGCUGCCAUGACUCCCACUCUCGCUUCCUUCAACGGCUCGGAUAACGCCAAACUCGUCCUCCAGGUCUCUGCCGCCAGCCACUCUACUGAAGAAGGCGAGGAGCUCUCCAUCAGCAACGACUACGCCUCGGUCCUCAACGCCGCCGCUGCUCUUGACGACUCGUUCGAGAUCUUCCUCUCUUCCACCCGCCAGGAGGCCCUUGACUUUGCCCAAUACGCCUACCAAUCGCGGAAGAACGUCGUCCAUGUCUUUGACGGCGCCUUCUCCGGACGCGAGGUCGGUGCUCUCACCAUCCCUACCAAGGGCCAGAAGGUCGACGUUCCCGAGCCAUUCCUCUUUACUGGCUCGCCCAAGGCCAAGACUGUCCUCGUCGUCCCCAGUGGCUCUCACAGCCAGGCUGCCCGUGCCGUCCUUGUGACCCUCCCUCCCACCGUGCGUCACAAUGUCGCUCUCCUCUCGGUUCGCAACUUGCGAUCCUGGGACGAUCUCGACCUCCGCAAAGCUCUUCCCAAGUCGGUCGAGAGCCUUCACGUCCUCGAAGAGGUUUCGGGUGCUUCCGCCUCUGGCCAGCUUUACGAGGACAUCGUCUCGGCCGUCUUUGGCGGCGAGUUCGCCGAAUCUGACGUCCCCUCGCACGUCUUCCCGGUCGCCCUUGCUCCCGGUCAGGACCUUUCUGCUGCUGAGCUCCACAAAAUCCUCGAGACCCUCGCCGAUGCUCACAAGUCUGCCCUCAAUGUCCAAGACGUUCUUGACGAAGCUGACGACACCCACGCGGACUUGCUCGCCCUCUCGGGUGCUACCGUCGUCACCUUCUUCGACAGCGAGACCAGCCCCACUGCUCCGCUCGCUCAGCUCACUGCUCGUGCCAUCCGAGACCGCGGUGCCGACACCCAGCUUCACGCUCGUCUCCUUUCGCGAUACGACAACUUCGACGCUUCCGGCAUUGUGCGCUCUGACAUUAUCCUCUCGAGCCGCCCUGAGUCGGCCGCGGACGCUCCCAUCAUCCUUGCCGCCGAAGAGAAUGCCGCCAAGGUGCUUGUCGUCAGCGACCCUGCCACCACGCUCAAGAGCUAUGCUCCUUUCCAGUCGCUCGUCCGUGGCGGUACUGUGAUCUUCAACACUCCUGGUUGGGAGGUUGCCGAGCUCGACUCCAAGCUCCGCGCCGAGGACAAGCGCGUGCUUGCCCAGAAGAGCGCUCGUCUCUUGCUCGUUGAUGCCUCGGCUGUCGUCGAGAAGCUCAACACCAAGACUGCCAACGCCAGCGGCGGCAAGGCUAAGGUUGGCGACAAUGUCGUACCCUCCGAGGUCGCUGCCGCCGUCCUCCUAGUUGCUGUCCUUCGUGUUCAGCUCAACACAUCUGGCGCAGCUCUCGCCGCUUUCCUCAAGCGUGUCAUCGGUACCGCCCCUGUCGGCAUCGACGGUGUCGAGGGUCUCGUCUCGGCUGCCGAGAGUGCUAUCCAGCUCCACGCCUUCAGCGAUGACGAAUGGUCCAAGGCUGAGCCCAUCUCGGAGGCCGAGGAGAACGCUCCUUUGCGCCCCACUCAGAUCCGCUACAACGGCUUCGGUGCCAACCCUGACGCCGCUACCGUCGGUCUCGAGGUUGCUUCCACUCGCAGCACCUGGGCUCAGUCCGCCUGGCAGCACCUCUUCUCCGAGGCUUACGACACCCAGGCCGAUGCCCUCCGUCCCGACCUGCCCGAGCAGACCUGGGUCGUCGAGGUCACCGAGAACCGUCGCCUCACUCCUAUCGACUACGACCGAAACGUCUUCCACAUGGAGCUUAGCACCAAGGGCACUGACCUCAAGUACGAGGUCGGCGAGGCUCUUGGUGUCCACGGCUGGAACGACGACGAGGAGGUCGCCGAGUUUAUCAAGUGGUCUGGCUACGACGCCGACGAGGUCGUCAACGCUCCCAGCAUCACCACUGCCGGCAAGCAUGAGAGCCGCACUGUCUUCCAGACCUUGCAGCAGAACCUCGACAUCUUCGGUAAGCCACCCAAGCGCUUCUACGAGGAGCUUGGCAAGCUUGCCACCAAUCGUGACGAGGCUCGAUGGCUCCGCUUCAUCAGCUCUGCCGAGGGAUCGUCUACCUUUAAGAAGCUCUCGGAGAUCGAAACCGUUACGUACGCCGACGUGCUUCGCAUGUUCCCCUCGGCUCGUCUGCCCAUCGACCAGCUGCUCACCUUGGUUGAGCCUAUCAAGCCUCGUCACUACUCGAUUGCCUCGGCUCAGUGUGCUGUUGGCGAGUCGAUCCACCUGCUCAUCGUCACCGUCGACUGGAAGACGCCUAGCGGCAGCCCGCGAUACGGUCAGUGCACGCGCUACCUCUCGCAGCUCAAGCCUGGUGCCAAGGUCGCUGUUUCGCUCAAGCCUUCGGUGAUGAAGCUUCCUCCUAUCGACUCCCAGCCCAUCAUCAUGGCUGGUCUCGGUACUGGUGCUGCUCCCUUUCGUGCCUUCAUCCAGGCUCGUGCCUACAAGAAGGCUCAGGGUGCCGAGGUCGGUCCUCUGGUCUACUACUUCGGUUCUCGUUACCGAUCAGCCGAGUACUUGUACGGAGAGGAGCUCGAGGCCUACACUCAGGACGGUGUCAUUGAGCACAUGGGUCUCGCCUUCUCCCGUGACACUUCCAAGAAGGUGUACAUCCAGCACAAGAUUCUCGAGGACGGUGACUUGCUCACCCGGUACCUUGGUCCUGAAAUCGAGAAGCUCGAGGCUGCCGGUGGCAAGGCCGAGGUUGUGCUCCAGGACGGUCUCAUUAACGACGAGCACGUCGAGGACGGCAAGAAGGGCUACUUCUUCGUCUGUGGUCCCACCUGGCCCGUUCCCGACAUUCACGAGGCCCUUGUCGGUGCCUUUGUCAAGAAGGGUCUUACCAAGGAGCAGGCCGAGCAGAAGAUGGAGGCUCUCAAGGAGGACGAACGAUACGUUCUCGAGGUCUACUAA
This is a messenger RNA of Ustilago hordei, 3897 nucleotides long. RefSeq lists its product as uncharacterized. Gene Ontology annotation, cellular component: cytosol. Gene Ontology annotation, molecular function: sulfite reductase (NADPH) activity; FMN binding; flavin adenine dinucleotide binding. The transcript has a single exon. The coding region runs from base 1 to 3897 and encodes 1298 amino acids. The record is from RefSeq and is a predicted model, not a curated record. NCBI's taxonomy places the organism in Eukaryota, Fungi, Basidiomycota, Ustilaginomycetes, Ustilaginales, Ustilaginaceae.